Aedes aegypti (yellow fever mosquito) is the source of this 949-nucleotide messenger RNA. RefSeq names its product cuticle protein 19. The record is from RefSeq and is a predicted model, not a curated record. Gene Ontology annotation, cellular component: extracellular matrix. NCBI's taxonomy places the organism in Eukaryota, Metazoa, Arthropoda, Insecta, Diptera, Culicidae. Bases 78 to 461 code for a protein of 127 amino acids. The transcript has 2 exons.
GUAUUUAAAGCGGCUUACUCGCUCACUUAACUAAACAGUGUUCUAUCAACCAGUCACAGCUCAAGAACUCAGUCACCAUGAUGAAGGUUGUCGCAUUUGUUGUUGCCGUUUUUGUCCUGGCAGUAGCAGCCGAGUACCACGAGGAGCACUAUUCCCAUCCGAAGUAUAAGUUUGAGUAUGGAGUCAAGGAUUCCCACACCGGUGACAACAAAGAUCAGUGGGAACACCGGGAUGGCGAUGUUGUGAAAGGACAGUACACUUUAUAUGAAGCCGAUGGAACAAAACGCGUUGUGGAAUACUCCUCAGACAAGCAUCACGGUUUCCAGGCGCAUGUGAAGCGAGUUGGGCAUGCCCAGCAUCCGCAACUAUAUGGACAUGAAGAAGGACAUCAUCAUUCUGGUGCCGAGCAUGGACAUGGCCAUGCCAGCAGCUACGCCAACUUGUACCAACAUCAUCAUUGAGACUGAACAAAAUGUGAUAUUAGUGUAUUGUAGUGAAUGCAGGAUAAACACGAGUUGAAUUUUCCCUCGGUGAUUUUGUGCAUCCAAAAAUACAAUGUUUUUUAUUAGAACCGUACAAGUGUCGUAGAAAAAAAGAAGAAGUGUAAAAAAAUGGACAUUUCUAUCUGUGAUGAAUUGCAUGAUGCUCCUGGCUUUCGUCAAUUGUUGUUUGAGGUGCAGAGCCAUUGACAAUGAGAUGCGCAAUUAUUUUUUCGUUAGUGAUUUAAACGGUUGUAUUCAAAACUUAGGAACAUAAAAUAAGGACCUCAAAUCAUUUGUUUCCUUCUUUCAUUGUUAUUGUCAACUCUAACAAUCCUUUCUUAUUUCUCAAUGUCCUGUAAUACACAACAUUAGCAUCCUUAUUUGGUAAAAUUUAAUAAGGCUGUGGAGUUUAUUCAUUGGGCUAAUUAUUAUUUAGUUGUCCGCAGCAGUUCAGAAUUUGCUCAUGA